UUCUGCAUGUUCCUCCUGCUCUUUGUGGUGAUGUUUCGAAUAUUCAUUCGUCGCGAAAGGUUCGACCUCUUUGUGGUAGCUUUUAGUGUCUAUCGUUUCCAGCUGCUUUGGGCCUUCGAGGUUAAAACUCGUAUGGCUUUCAUAUUGAUUAUAUCCAGUAGUAUCCACAAAUGUGUCUCUAUCGCGCAAGUCUUCAUCGUUGUAAGCAUCUGCAUCACUUUCUACAUCACUAACUUCCAGUCCAAUAUUGGAGUAUUCUCCUGGAUCCACAGGGGCGAUAUCAAGAGAUUUUGUGUUGGGAUUAUUGAGGGCGUCUUCUUGGGAUAAGGGUAAAACACCGUAGGGCACGUAAUUGCUACUUGCAGCUUUAACUGGAACAUCAAUGGGUUUUGGGGGCGCUUGUAGAGGUAAAGCCCCAAUAAAUAGCCCCUUAGUUGGCUCCAAUUGAGGCUGAAGUUCAGGGUUUGGUUGUAUUGUUGCCGGCGUACUGGACUUGAUAGGAGAAGCUAAAAGAAGCGCUAUCACUGCGAAAACCUACAAAAUUAUAUUUGCUUUCAGAUUUUUUAUUUGUUUUUUGAAUUUACCCACUUUUGCUCCCAUGUUGGUGCGUCACUUAACUGCUUCACAACACGCUGAGACUGUUGAGUGAUAAUUCACGCGAUAUUAAUUUAUAAGUGACUUUCCACCCAGAAGCAUAUUGAACGGAGGUAAUUAUGGAUCGCAUGUUCAAAAGUAGCGAAAAAGCAAUACAGGAAUGCAUGAAAAUGCUCAAUUAUGCUUAAAAUACAUCGUACUGUUUUUGUCAUGGCCAGGCAUGAAUAAAACGUAUUGAAGAAAACUAUUUUUUACCGACAAGGAGAAGUGAUAUGGAAAGCUCAGUGAUGCGCCAAUAUUCUUCAUUGAUAAAAAUCGAAUUGAAUGAAUAUUCGUAUCCUUAAACUUUCAAAUCUUGGCUGCUUGCUUCGUAAGUUUUUCCUCAAGAGAAAUUGUUUUUUUUUGCUGCAAAUUCCUGGGGUGUAGAAAAUAAAAUUGAAUUGAAAUGAAAGUAAAUUGAAUUAAUGUAAAAUAUGUAGGCACAAAUAUUAAUGAUUGAGACUGCAACUAUUAUGUAAUUAAACGCAUAACUUGGAUUCGAUUUGUUUCAGGUGCUAUCAACAAAUAUGGCAUUUGAUCAUAAGUUCCAAUAGGGCAAAACAAAUGGCAACAAAUCUAGACAAUUAUUUACAAACUCGUGAAUACACAAAUAUAGAAAGCUAUUUAAAGUGUUAACUAAUUCGCUAAUUUUGGCGUAAAUAUUAAAUUCUAGUUAACACAAUAUCACUACACUUACUGCACCAUUGGCAUGUGUAGAAAAUUAAUUAAAGCCCGGUAAUGUAGGAAAGUAAUCGCGGAUUUAUGGCCAGUUGUAAAUAAUAAGAUUCAGAAGACAAAGCAAUAACCUGAUAGACUUCAUACACUGCUUGAAUUCCCCAUUAUCUUAGUUAUUAAUUUCGUUUAGGUAAGUGUUGAAAUUUUGUGUUUAUUGUUACAUGAAUAAUGAUCUUAACACAACAAUUGUAAAACAAUAUUCUUGUAAUUUGAUAUACGCGCCGGGAAAAAGUGCCCAUAUUUUUGUUGCAGAUAAAUAUUAUAUAUGAGCCGAACACGACAGAUAUGUAAAUCUGUGUAUAGGAAAGAAAAAAACACAUUUAUGUUUUAGCACAUGCUCUAUCUGCUGGGUGUUGCAGAUUUGUUGUGUUUUCUCUCUUCGUAAUGCUUGCAUUUCAAUCUGCCUUGUUCCAUUGGUACACUUUUUUGCCGCUGUUGAUAUGUAUAUUAUCUAGUCAGUUAUCUAGGCAUCAAUAAAUCAUAAAUAACUAAACGAAUAUAAAUAGAAACAACUUUUUGAAAAAAUUGGAAAGCUCUUUCCGGGUCAGAAAACUAUUAGAACCUAUUUUUGCUUAUACUUUGUUUGCUGAUAUCAACUGGAGCGACAACAUCACUAAAAAUAGUGACAAAUAUUCUAAUAAUUUUGUGAUCCGAAGAAAACUUUCGAAUUUACACAUAAAUAAGUUUUUAAUAAGUUUUGCAUUAUUACGAUUUAAUUAAUAAUGGUUGCUAGACCAGUUUGACUGUUUUGAAGAAUCGAAAUAUUGCGAAAACAACAGCUUAAUUUAAACAUUUUUUAUAUACAUAUGUAAUGUAAAUUUAAGAUAACAAUGAAAGUUCAGAGAACCCAAUUUCCUAAAUUGUAAUAUUUUGUUAGACAGUGUAGUUUCAGAAUAAUUGAAAAAACAUCUUCCGUGCGUGAAUGCACUGUAUCGUGCAGCCAUCCGAAGACUCUGUAAACUUAUUAUAAAAGCGAAAUGGGCAAUUAUUGCUAUCAGUCAUUCUCAGCUUGGUGUUCAAUAAUUUAGGUUUGCAUCAUGGGAGGCUGGGACCGCAAUGUUCUACUUGUGUCAUUUACAUUCGUUAUAUUUGCUCAUCAAAUAGACGCAUAUGAACUCAGCCCUUUGUUGAGAAAAUCUAAAGAUACCUCUAAAGUCGAACUGAUUUUUCAUCAUGCACAAUUAAGACCAUCGUCUCCACCAUCAGGAUUAAUUAGACAAAAUAAGCAAGCACAUGAAAUAACUAAACGCGCUAACGAAGAAAGUAACCAUUCUCGAUCAGAAGACGAUUCCUACGAUGUGGCGUUAGAGGAGCAAGCAGAGCGUACUGUCGAAGAACAAUUUACACAUGGAAAAACGGAUAAAACUGACCGAACAACUCAAACAGGACACGAAGAAGCCCAAAGCAGUCGCAGAAACUUCAUCGGUCACGAAAAAGGAAAUAAUCACGAUGAUCAUCACAAAAACGAAAUUCACUAUCACCAACACAAACAUUUGCACGAACACGAUCAUGUUCAAGAGCACAAACAUCAGCACAAAGACGAACACAAAUCUGUACAUCAUCACGAGCACAAAUCGCACGCCGAUCACAAGCAUCAUCACAAACAAGAACAUGAUCAUCACCACCAGGGUAAACAUGUUCAUGAAGUUCACGCCGAACAUAAGCACGAGCACCAUCAGAACCACAAACACCAUCACAAAGGCGAACAUAAACACGACCAUCAUCACAAAAACGCGCAUGAGCAUUGGGAAGAUCAUAGUCACAAACACAAAGAAGAAGCCAAACAUUCACAUGAGGAAAAAUCGGAACACCAACAUGAUCAUCAUCAUGAGCACAAGCAUCGAGCGAAGCACCAUCACAAGCACAAAGCUCAUCAUCAGCAUAAGCAUAAGCAUCAACAUGGCAGCAGCCAUCAUCACACACAUAAGAGUCAUCACAAAGUUAAGGUUAAUUAUAAGAAGCAUGGUUGGUAGGUUUAUUUAAAACCGUUUUGAUUGACGAUUUUGUUUUGAAUAUAUUCAGCUGUUAAAUAUAAAAAAAUGAUUGAACAUUCUUAUUUACGCCGACUGGGGUUUACGUUGAUCAUAUCCAUACGAAAACGACGUUAUUUACGAUCGAGCAAAGUGGUCUAAGAAUUGGACCAUAUGAAUUAAGAGACUGGGCAUUGGUCGGCUAUGCAUACACUUUACACCCACUUGCGUUGGCGACAGUUCGACAUACUUAAGAGCUAAAAGGUCCAUAAAUCGUACAUAUCUUUUUUCUGGGUUGCAUAUUGCUUCAUUCAGCGAACAAAAGCCGGACGCUAGACGCCGCCUCUCAAUCGAAAGAGUUCUUUUCGUACUUAGUGGGCAUUUAGGAAUUUAUGACAAACCUCUUGCUGUGACUGCCACUUCUCAAGUUUCAACAGUGAAAUGACUCACUUUUGGUUGGCAUUGAACUGAGACCUAUCCGUCAUAGAGUAAGUAAAAUAAUUAUUUUACUUUCUCUAUGCUAUCCGUAUAGAAAAUAGAGCUGGGUCGAAAUGGUCAAGAAAACCUAUUUUAAAUGGCUGCUAAAUACUUGCCAUAAUAUUAACCUAAUGCUGGGGCGGCCUGAUGAAUCACACGGAGUUUGAACCAAAAACCAAGUAUUUGCUUUAAAAUCUAAAAAUAAUUCAAGUAUGUACGUUUUACUGACUAUUAGAUCUAACACACGAUGAGGUUAAGUUUAAAUCACUAUAUUUAAAGCUAUUGAGGCCAAGGAGAGCCGAAACGCUUAUGUACGUGCGAGGCUUACAAAAAACGUUUUGACAAAAGACGUAUAGAAAAAUUCUCAAAAAUCUUAUCCGUAGGCAGGGUGGCCCUUUGCGAAAGAUAAGGAAUUUAGUCAAACGAAGACUUCUUUCCUUUCCGUAAUAGAAAGCCUUAAAAUUAUUAAAACAAUAUUUUUUUUAAAUCUCUAGUUUUAAUUGAUUUUUUCGUCAAAGUUAUCACAUUUUUCGUGCAGAAGUCAUGCAUUUUAUGAACCGACAUUAAGAAAAGAAAUUUAACGUUGGUACGACAAGAACAUGCCACAUUUUACAUCGGCAUGUUUCAAAAAUUAUUGGGAAUAUUUUUUUCAAACACGUGAAACAAAUCCGAAUCUGCGCUUAAAAGUAAUGAAUAACAUGUUGAAAUUGCUAUCCGAAUCCCUCAACGUUAUCAAAGAAUAAUCAUGAAAAUCGCGGCUGUUUCACGCUUAAUGGAGCAAAUCGUGAAACUGGGAUUUUCAUCAUUGAAAUGACAAGAUGCAAACUUUAUGAAUGAAUCUGUUUUACGUGCACCAGAUGGGAUUUUGUGCAGACCAAACUUGAGUUGCUUGUCUUAAGAGGUGUAAAAGAGUUUGUUAUCAAUUGAGUGAAGUGCUGUUUCACUACUGAAAGUGAGAGUCAGUAAAUAUUUGAUAAAACGAAAAUUAUAGCCUUAGCAGAAGAAGUUUGUAAACUUUUGAAUUUACUUAGUCGUAUUUACUAAGUUGAAUAUACUGAAUAAAGAGGAGACAACUGUUUUGUUCAAUA
Dendroctonus ponderosae (mountain pine beetle) is the source of this 4903-nucleotide messenger RNA. RefSeq names its product histidine-rich glycoprotein-like. Lineage: Eukaryota; Metazoa; Arthropoda; Insecta; Coleoptera; Curculionidae. The coding region runs from base 2406 to 3341 and encodes 311 amino acids. The record is from RefSeq and is a predicted model, not a curated record. The transcript has 2 exons.